AUGAGUUCGGAGGUAAUCAAGCGGGCAAAUCCCGCCGACGAUUAUGAACUCUUACAACGGGUUGGUUCUGGUACUUAUGGUGAAGUAUACAAAGCUCGUCACAUAAGGAGUGGAGAGUUGUCUGCUGUAAAAGUUGUGAAGUUGGAAGCGGGUGACAACUUCACCAUCAUUCAACAGGAAAUUUUGAUGAUUCGCGAAUGCUCACAUCCAAAUAUUAUUGCCUAUCAUGGAAGUUAUUUACGCCGCGAUAGAUUAUGGAUUGUGAUGGAAUACUGCGGAGGAGGAUCUCUUCAGGAUAUUUACCACAUGACUGGACCACUCUCUGAGCUACAAAUUGCCUUCGUCUGUCGCGAAACUCUGAAAGGACUGGAUUAUCUUCAUAAAAUGGGGAAGGUUCAUCGGGAUAUUAAAGGAGCAAACAUUCUUUUGACGCAUGCAGGUGAUGUGAAACUUGCUGACUUUGGUGUAGCCGCUCAAAUAACUGCAACAAUAGGAAAGCGGAAAUCCUUCAUAGGGACACCUUACUGGAUGGCCCCCGAAGUGGCUUGUGUGGAAAGGCGAGGGGGCUAUGGUGUUCAAUGUGAUGUUUGGGCAGUUGGAAUUACAGCCAUCGAGUUGGCGGAAUGUCAACCACCUGCAUUUGAUCUCCAUCCAAUGCAGGUUCUAUAUCUUAUGACCAAAAACAACUAUAAGCCACCCCAUCUCAAGGAUAAGCACCGCUGGUCACCUUUGUUUCAUGACUUUGUCCGCCAGUGUCUCACAAAAAACCCGAAAAAGAGACCGACGCCAGAUAAACUCUUGGCGACGCACCACUUUGUUUUGGGCGCGCUCAGUUCGAGAAUGACCAGAGACCUUCUCGACAAGGUAAAUAACGGCUCUUCCGCUCGACUAAUUCAGCGAAACAGUCACCAAGAAGAGGAUAAGGAUAGCGGUGAAGAUGAUGAGGAAGAGCUACGACCACGCAGUGUACCUCCUCUUCGUGUUGGUCUUCCCGAUCGUCUUGAAGGCCUUCGAUUAGGUGGAGCAUUGGUUCGCAGCAGUCGUGACACAUCUCCUUCAACCCCCUCUUCAUGUUCAUUAUCUUCCCAUGGUGGAGCAUUUCAUUCUGAUCGAACUCUUCCAGCGAGGGAUUUGCCUCCUCUACCUGAUGUAGUGUCCGGUGAUGCUUUACUUCAUGGUGGAGAUGGCGUUAUUGAAGAAGAGUGCGGAACACUCUUAGCACCUCGUCCUCCUGUUCGUACACUGCGUAUAGCCCGGAAUGCCAUGCUCCGUUCGUCUUCGUUGGAAAACAGGGGUUCGAUCCGCCUACGGCCUGGUGCUGUGGAUAUUGAGCGGCCAAAAACUUACUUUGGGAUGCCCGUCACGCCAAAAGUUGUUAUGGGCGCUUGCUUCACGAAGAUGGUUCAUGAAUGUAGUCUGCGAAUCAAUUGUGCUGGUUCUUGGGUUCAUCCAGAUAGUGGUGCACAAUUCCUCCUUCUUGGUUGCGAGGAAGGCAUCUACGCUGUGGACACGAACAAGUUGCAUGACGGAGAACUGUCUAAGAUUCAUCAUCGUCGCUGCUCGUGGCUUUAUGUCCAUCAAGAUGUUCUGAUGGCAAUGCAAGGGCGAAACUCUUACCUGUAUAGGCACGAUUUGGUAGCACUUUCACAGAAGAACCUCACCUUACGAUUCAGUAAACCUAUGAAUAGGGUGCCGGAGAAAUACAUUCCUAAAAUGCUUGCCGUUACUGUUCGACUACCGGAGACAAAGGGUGCCCUACAGUGUACGACAUCGCAUGGUGAUGGUCCUCAAACUGGGGCUGUAUUCUUGUGCUGUUGCGUUCCCUCCGCAGUAUUACUGUUCCAAUGGUACGAGCCUUUGAAUAAGUUUCUGCUCGUAAGGUCGGCUGAGCUCGAUACCACUACUCGAUUUCCUCUCUCUCCCUUCACGCUGAUCAAUGCACGCACAGAUUUUCCCCAGUUGUGCGUAGGUGUUCAAGGAACUGAUGUUAUCGGCAAAUAUGAGUUUAGUUGGGCCAAAUUCGAAGACCGAAAGGUUGUGAUCACCAACUUGGAAGGUUUUGAAAAAACAAAGCUAGCUGUUUUCACAUUCAACUUCAUUAUCGAAUUCGUCCACUGUAUGCCAGACUCAAUUUUAGCCUUUCACUCGCAUGGCGUCCAAGGGAGGUGCUUGACAAAUAAUACAGUAACGCAGGACAUAUCGGAUAUGUCGAAGGUCUAUCGUGUUAUUGGAAAUGAUAGAGUGAUAGUGCUGAAAUCUCAUCCGCUAUGCAGUUGUGAAAAAAGCGACAUUUGCCUUCUGACUGGUCAUGAAGCUACACCUACUAUAUGA
Messenger RNA from Haemonchus placei, 2331 nucleotides. Lineage: Eukaryota; Metazoa; Nematoda; Chromadorea; Rhabditida; Trichostrongylidae. The record is from the annotation of a GenBank genome assembly.